AUGUCCGCCCAAGACCAGAUCCGACAGAACGAGGCUUCUAUCAACUCUUACGGCGCCAAGACUGGUAACGUCCGUCAGUCCGACUCGACCCUCGAGUCUGGUGUCAACGAGAACGUCACCUCUGAAUUCCCCGGCGCUACCGUGCAGGUCGGCGGUACCGGACGAGGCAACAACCCCACUAUCCCCGAUGAGGAAGGAGGUGGUUUGAACCCCGCCACUGGACACCAAACCAAGGCCAGCGACUUUGAGGGUACCGGCGGUCCCGAGGAGAAGCAAGAACAGACUGCGUACCAGAGGCCCGGUGACCAGAAUGUGAUCAACUUCAAGGAGCAGGGUCAGUAG
This is a messenger RNA of Cryptococcus amylolentus CBS 6039, 342 nucleotides long. RefSeq lists its product as hypothetical. NCBI's taxonomy places the organism in Eukaryota, Fungi, Basidiomycota, Tremellomycetes, Tremellales, Cryptococcaceae. Bases 1 to 342 code for a protein of 113 amino acids. The transcript is spliced from 3 exons. The record is from RefSeq and is a predicted model, not a curated record.